AUGAAAAAUCCGCAAUUAAUUCUUGCGUUGGUUUUAUGACUUGUUUUAGUCACAAUAGCUUACAGACCCCCUACAAUCCAUGAAAUUCAUGCUGACGGAGAUGAACUCAGAGAGCUCCUUAAUAUCAACACAAGAGAUAUCAUAGUAUCAGUAUGGUUCAGGAACGAUAAGCGCAAUGAGGAGCUUAACAACAAAAACCAGCUGGUUAUUACUACGAUCAAAGCUUUGUUAGCAAGAUGCCAUCCAAAGGUGAUUUAUACUCAGGCUGACCUCUCUUCUACAAAUCCUAGAAAGUAUGAGUUUGUCAGACUAGCCAAGGACUGGAAUCUAAAGAUCAAUAAACUUAAAGAUGGCCCAAUGAUCAUGGUAAUGCACAGACAAGACGGAGAGAUUCAUUGGUCAACACCAGACAUUCCUCUCAACAAGUUAGUCGAGAAGGUCCAGAGAGAUCUCCAGAAUCAUGAAAUAGCUAGAUUUGGCACUACAGAGCAUGGAUGAAUGGUAGAUUUGGACUAUGUUCCAUCUGUAAACCGAACUCCUCCAAGACGAUAUGAGCCAUAUGCUAAACGCAGACAAUCUUCUGUUAUUAAUAGUGAACAAGAAAAUGAGUUUAUUGAAGAAGAGCCAUUUGAAACUCCUGAAGAAGAUAUACAUGAACAUGAUGAAAAUAGACAAACUACUUCUUAUGAAUCUUCUGAUGAUAGUUUAGAUAGGGAAAGCGAUAAAGUACAUAUAUCAGAACCGGAAGAAGAGUCAUUUGACUCCUCAGAAGAGCCUAUACCUUCUUCAAAAGACUCUUCCUCAUCUUCAGAAUCUCCAAUCCUUCCUCCAGAUGACGAAGUAGUAGUUGACCAAAAGAUAAGUCUUUGCAAACCACACAAAGCUUUUUGUUUCAAACGCUAUUAACCUUCAA
Moneuplotes crassus is the source of this 913-nucleotide messenger RNA. NCBI's taxonomy places the organism in Eukaryota, Ciliophora, Spirotrichea, Euplotida, Euplotidae. The record is from the annotation of a GenBank genome assembly.